Plasmodium gaboni is the source of this 2415-nucleotide messenger RNA. RefSeq lists its product as hypothetical. Lineage: Eukaryota; Apicomplexa; Aconoidasida; Haemosporida; Plasmodiidae. Bases 1 to 2415 code for a protein of 804 amino acids. The transcript has a single exon. The record is from RefSeq and is a predicted model, not a curated record.
AUGAAAAAUGAAGAUUCUACAUAUAAAGAAGAUAAGUAUUCAAAAUAUUCAAAAGAGAAUAUAGAAAAAAUAUGUCCUAGUCCAUAUGUAGGACCUAAUAUAUCUAACACAGUUGAAUCCGUUUAUUUUGUUAAUUAUAGAGCUGUUGUAGUAAAAACAAAGAAUUAUUAUGUUACUCAAAACUCUUAUAUGCUUUUUGGUGAUGUCUUUAAAAUAUAUAAUUUAAAAGGAGAAAUAAAAAAAAUACAUGCAUUUUUUCCAGGAGAUGAAAAUAAUUUAUCAGAUACAUUAAUAAUGUUAAAAACUACAAUCGUUGCUGUUACUACAUCUAAAGGAGAAGCUUUGCGUUUGGCUGAUGAAAUUAAUAUGACAUGUAAAAUAUGUCAUAAGAAAAGAAAAGCAACCAAAUUUUCUAUAGAAGGAUUUCUAAGAAAGGUUAGAUGUGACACAUGUAGAGUUAAACCACGAAGUGCUAUUUGUAAAAAUAUAAACAACAAUAAAAAUAUAAAUAACAAUAAAAAAAUAAACAACCCAAAAAAUCACACUAAUAAUAUAAACAAUAAUAUAAAUGAUAAUAAUAUAAAUAAUAAAAAUAACGAUUCAGUAAGACAAGAUCAAAAUGAAAUACAAAGUAAUCAAAAUAAACAUCUUACAAAAAAUAAAAUUAUUAAAUAUGAAAAUAUGGAUGAACAAAAUAUAAAAAAUGAAAAAGUUAAAAAUAGUAAUAUCAAAAAGGUUAAUACAAAAGGUUGUAAUAUCACAAAUAAUAAGACAAAAAGGAUUGAUAAUAAUAUAAAAAAUGAUAUAAACAAUAAUUAUAUAAACAAUAAUUAUAUAAACAAUAAUUUUAUUGACAAUAAUUAUAUGGAAAAUAAUUAUAUUGACAAUAAUUAUAUUGACAAUAAUUAUAUUGAUAAUAAUUAUAUUGAAAAUAAUUAUAUUGAAAAUAAUUAUGCUGACAAUAAUUUUAGUGACAAUAAUAUUAUUGACAAUACAGAUAAAAUACAAUCUCAUAAUUAUAAACAUACAAAUUCUAAUUCAAUGAUUAAAUAUAUUAAUAAUAAUUACUCAGCUAGCCAAAAUCAAAUUUUUUUUCCAGAGGAAGAAAACAGGAAUCAUUUUAUAGAGAAUGAUUCCAAUAAGAGAGAUGAAAUCAUUUCAAUGAUAAUAGAACUUAUAAAAUAUAUCUCCUGCAUGCAAAAGGCAUUAAUAAAAGCAUCUGAAGGGAAUUUCUUAAUUGAGAAUCCAGAUGUCAAUGUAGAAAAUGUAUCCAAAUUGAUACAGUCGGCUCAACAAUUAUGUAAAAAAUUAUUGAAUCAAAAUAAUAUAGAAGGAGACAAUGCAAAUAAUAAUUUAUAUGUACCUUCUAUGUUUCUUCCUCAUAAUAAUGAAAAAGGAAAUACAAUAAAAAAUGAUGAAAAUAUAGAUAACAUGAAUCAUAAUAUAAAUAAUAUAAAUAAUAAUAAUUAUAAUAUUAAUUAUAAUAAUAUGAAUAAUAUAAAUCCGAACCAACUAAAAAUUAAAUACACAAAAAUGUAUCAAGCCAAAGUUAAUAAUAUAACCAGAACUAGCAAUAUAAAUAUAAAUAAUAAUAAUAAUAAUAAUAAUAGUGGAAGUGCCGAUAUGUUUUAUAAUAUGAACAAUCAAAAUGAUAUCAGUACUACAAACACUCACAUAAUGAAUCAUUCUUAUAUUAAUAGAAAUGAUCAAAAUAGAAAUAAUAAUAUGAAUAAUGAUACAGAUAGCAAUAUAUAUGUAAAUCAUAAAAAUAAUGAAAGUAAUAUUAUUAAUAGUAUCAACAAUAUGAGCAUAAUGAAUAAUAUAAACAAUAUAAAUAAUAUAAAUAAUAUAAAUAAUAUAAAAAAUAUAAAUAAUAUUAAUAAUAUUAAUAGUAUGAAUAAUAUGAAUAAUAUGAAUAAUAUGAAUAAUAUAAAUAAUAUGAAUAGCACCAAUAAUAUGCUUAACAAUAAAAGUGAAAGAUAUAAAUAUAAUAUAGACAACGAAUAUUCCAAGAAUAUACAAAAUAAUCAAUCAUAUGUAAUACCAUAUUAUUAUAAUAAUCGUCAUAAUAUAAAUUAUUCUACAUCUUUAGAUACUUCAACAAAUGAACAAAAAAAUAAAUCAUAUAUAAAGGAUAAUAAAGAAUAUAUGUAUGAAAACAAUAAACAGGAUGAACAAGAAGAAAAAAAUCACUAUCAUGAUCAACAAGGAAAACAACAACAACAUAAUAUAAGUCAUACAAAAAAUAAUUUUUACAACAAUAAACAACAAUUCUUAUUUUCAACCUUGUCAAAACAAUAUAAUACUAAUGUCAAUAUUUCGUUUGCAAAUAUAAACAAUUCAUUAUCUAAUAUUUGUAAGAGUGUCUCUAAAAAUUAUAAUCUCAAAGAUACUGUUUUAAAUAUAGAAAAGUAA